AAGCAAACAUAGUAUUGAUGUUCACAUGAGAGUUCACACUGGAGAGAAACUGUUGAAGUGUUCACACUGUGACAAGAGAUUCAAUCAUUCAGGAAUCCUGAAAAGACACGAGAGGAUCCACUCUGGAGAGAAACCGCACAAGUGUGAUCAGUGCGGGAAGAGAUUCACACAAAAAGGACACCUUAAGAGGCACAUAAACGUUCAUACUGGAGAAAAGCCAUUCACUUGUGAUCAGUGCGGGAAGAAUUUCACACAAUCAGCACAUCUUAAAUAUCACAUGACCAUCCACACUGGAGAGAAGCUGUACACAUGUGAUCAAUGUGGCAAAUCAUUUUUGAGGGCAUCAUACCUGAAGAAACACAUGAGAGUUCAUACAAAGCAGAAGCUGCAUUUAUGUUAUUUGUGUGGAAAGAGUUUUUCACGUCUACAAAUUUUGAAAGAACAUCAGAAAACACACACUGGUGUGAGAGACUACAUGUGCUUUGAUUGUGAAAAGACUUUUACUUCAGUGAACAAUUUGAAACAGCAUGAGAGGAUCCACACUGGAGAGAAACCUUAUUUGUGUUCACACUGUGACAAGGGAUUCAGUCAGGCAGCACAUCUGAAAAGGCAUAAGAGGAUUCACACUGGAGAAAAACCUUAUGAGUGUUCACACUGUGACAAGGGAUUCAGUCAGGCAGCAUAUCUGAAAACACACGAGAGGAUUCACACUGGAGAGAAACCGUAUCACUGCACUGCAUGUGGGAAGUGUUUCAAUAAUUCAUCUGCUCUACACAGACAUACAAAAAACAUUCACAGUAAGUAGAUUAUCUUCAGAUCAGCACUUUCAGGUCUGAUGCUGCGUCCUCACACAAAUGAGACACAAUAAUGCAUUAAACAAUAAAAUAUCAUCCG
This is a messenger RNA of Sinocyclocheilus rhinocerous, 894 nucleotides long. Its product is annotated as zinc finger protein 239-like. Gene Ontology annotation, molecular function: RNA polymerase II cis-regulatory region sequence-specific DNA binding; DNA-binding transcription factor activity, RNA polymerase II-specific. Gene Ontology annotation, cellular component: PcG protein complex; transcription regulator complex; chromatin. The transcript has a single exon. NCBI's taxonomy places the organism in Eukaryota, Metazoa, Chordata, Actinopteri, Cypriniformes, Cyprinidae. Gene Ontology annotation, biological process: regulation of transcription by RNA polymerase II. Bases 26 to 805 code for a protein of 259 amino acids. The record is from RefSeq and is a predicted model, not a curated record.